UGCAUUAAGAUGUGACGGGCAUUUUCGUCUUUUGAGCCCACUAUCACAUUUUUAAGAAGAGGCCUGGAACACGAAGCCAUUGCAAACUCCUGUUCUGUUUUCCAGGGAUCGACUUUGGUGUUUGCCUGACCAAAAGCAGCUAUGGUUGCCACCCAAAAGGACCCGAGAGAGGAUGUCAUUCAAGCAUGGUACAUGGAUGAUAGUGAUGAGGACCAAAGACUCCCCCAUCACCGCGAGCCCAAGGAAUUUGUGUCCCUGGACCAACUUGCUGAGCUUGGGGUUCUCAGCUGGCGUUUAGAUGCUAAUAACUAUGAAACAGAUGAGGAGUUGAAGAAAAUCCGUGCAGACCGCGGUUACUCCUACAUGGACUUCUGUGAGGUUUGCCCUGAAAAGCUUCCAAACUAUGAGGAGAAGAUAAAGAACUUCUUUGAGGAACAUCUUCACACUGAUGAGGAAAUCCGUUAUGCAGUCGCAGGAAGUGGAUAUUUUGAUGUUAGGGACCGAAACGAACGUUGGAUUCGUGUAUGGGUGAAAAAGGGUGGAAUGAUUGUUUUGCCUGCUGGAAUUUAUCACCGCUUUACUUUGGACACAGACAACUACAUAAAGGCAAUGCGGCUUUUCAUUGGUGAUCCAAUUUGGACUCCAUUCAAUCGCCCUCAUGACCAUCUUCCAGCAAGGAAGGAGUACAUCAAAGUUUUUGUGGAGAAAGAAGGUGGUGAACACACAGUUGAUGCUGCAGCCUGAAAUCCGCGUUUUUUCUUUAUAAAUAAUUUAGUCUGUUGGCUUUGAUAAAUAUAUGUCUGUAUCAUGUCAUUCAUGUGGAAUGUGCCUGGUGGCUCCAUAGUGUUGCCUAUAAUGCUUAUCGUAGAAGCAAUAAAUUUCUGGUAUCUUGAACUGUUGAUCAACUGGAUUAUUAUAUAUCGAUACCUAUAUAUAAAGAUAAGUUGCUGCAUA
Molecule: messenger RNA, 954 nt
Organism: Argentina anserina (silverweed cinquefoil)
Lineage: Eukaryota; Viridiplantae; Streptophyta; Magnoliopsida; Rosales; Rosaceae
Product: acireductone dioxygenase 2
Exons: 7
Coding region: 142-744 (200 amino acids)
Molecular function (GO): acireductone dioxygenase [iron(II)-requiring] activity
Source: RefSeq, a predicted model, not a curated record